Molecule: messenger RNA, 254 nt
Organism: Geodia barretti
Lineage: Eukaryota; Metazoa; Porifera; Demospongiae; Tetractinellida; Geodiidae
Source: the annotation of a GenBank genome assembly
UGAUUUAUCGUCUCAUAUAAUAUUAUAUGUCUGACACAGGGUCUGCAACCAACACUACUGCUUGUGAUGAGGAAGAGUUACAAUCAUCCUCUGAAUCAAGUAUUGUUACUGACAACCCAAUUGAGGCGUUGCAGAUAAAGAUAAAGGAAAUUAGAAGGAGAUUCAGUUCUAUUAAAUUCUCAACAAUCAAAUGUCUGGAAAAGUGCUCCAUCACUGUGGUGCAUGUUGUUUUGCUUCUCACUGAAAUUCAGAAC